ACAAUCCAACGAAGCGCUUUCGCGGUCGUCGCGCUGUGAAUAUUCUGUGUAAUUUUUAGCAUUUAGACUGAAUUAAUAGUGAUUAAGAAUCGAACAUAUAGUACUUUGCUGGCGGAGCCAUUUUUCUUCUAUGUUUUGUGCAUUACGAGAGCGAGCGAGUGUAUAACAAAAAGCGUGUGCUCCCAUAGUGAUUGUAUUGACUUGUGCUCGUGUGUGUGAAACGACUGGAGGAUCGGCCGACCGACAUUUAGAAAAGCAGCCACGCCACAUAUUAACAAGGAAGAGAGCAAACAAUUUAAAUUUUAAUCAUUUAAACAGAAAAGGAAGCAAACAUGACUGAAGUCGAGCAACUGCCACAGAAUGGCAUAGACCCAACCGCCGGCGAUCACGACGAGGACAGCAAAGCGCGUCCCGCCGAUAUUGAACAGGAUAUGCGCGAAAUGGAGCGCCGCAAACGCGUCGAGGCCAUUAUGGGCUCGAGGCUGUUCCGCGAGGAACUGGAACGCAUCGUCGAUUCGGCCCGUGAGGUAGGUGGCGGGGCCAGCGGCAUACUGCCGCACCUGUCGGACAUUGUGGGCGUGCCGGUGAGCCGGGUGGGCAGCGUUUUCAAGAGCAGCAGUUGCAUGGUGCCCAUCAACGAUAUACGCGGCGUGGAGUCCAUAGGCUAUGCCAAGGGCGAGAAAAUACUCCGCUGCAAGCUGGCUGCCACAUUCCGUCUGUUGGAUUUGUACGGCUGGACGCAGGGUCUGGGGGCACAGAUCACCGCACGCCUAAAGGUCGAUCAGGAGUACUUCCUGGUCAAUCCCUAUGGCCUGCUCUAUCAUGAAGUCACUGCCUCGGCGCUAAACAAGGUGGAUAUGCAGGGCCAUAUUGUGGAGCAGGGCACCACCAACUUUGGCGUGAACAAAAGCCACUUUGUCCUCCACUCGGUGGUGCAUGCAGCACGCCCCGACAUUCGCUGCGCCAUCUACAGUGGCUGCAGUCCGGUUGUGGCCAUCUCUUCGUUGAAGACCGGCCUGCUGCCCCUCACCAGGGAUUCCUGUGUGCUGGGCGAGAUCACCACGCACGCGUACACGGGUCUGCUCGAUGAGGAGGAGCGCAACCGCCUUGUCCGCAGCCUGGGGCCCAACUCCAAGGUCAUACUGUUGGCCAACCACGGCGCCCUAUGCUGCGGCGAGACCAUCGAAGAGGCCUUCUUCGCCGCCUGCCACAUUGUGCAGGCGUGCGAGACGCAACUGAAGCUUCUACCCGUGGGUGUCGACAAUCUCGUCCUGAUUCCCGAGGAGACGCGCAAGAUCAUCUACGAGCAGUCGCGCCGGCCCCCAGAGGACCUGGAGAAGAAGUUUGCCGCCGUCACGGCUGCCGAGGAUGGGGCCACUGCCACGGAGACUGCUGUCGCUGAACAGGCGGCUCCCACGCCCAAAAUCGGCAGUCCGCCCAAGUGGCGUGUUGGGGGAGCCGACUUCGAGGCCCAUAUGCGCAUGCUGGACAAUGCUGGCUAUCGCACAGGCUACAUCUACCGCCAUCCCCUGAUUAAAUCGGAUCCACCCAAGCCCAAGAACGACGUGGAGCUGCCACCGGCCGUGUCAUCUCUCGGCUAUCUGCUCGAAGAGGAGGAGCUCUUUAGACAGGGCAUCUGGAAGAAGGGAGAUCUGCGCAAAGGAGGCGACCGCAGUCGCUGGCUCAACUCCCCGAAUGUGUAUCAGAAGGUCGAAGUCCUGGAGACGGGUACCCCAGAUCCCAAGAAAAUCACAAAGUGGGUCGCUAAGGGUUCACCCACACAUUCGACGCCCGUGAGGAUCGAAGAUCCGCUGCAGUUUGUGCCAUGUGGGACGAAUACCAAGGAGUUUAAGCGCAUCCAACAGCAAAUCAAGGAUAAUCGACGUGCGGACAAAAUCUCAGCUGGACCACAGUCUCAUAUACUGGAGGGCGUGACCUGGGACGAAGCGAACCGCAUCAAAGAUGCCACUGUCUCGCAGGCCGGUGAUCGUGUGGUGCUAAUGGGCGCCGCCUCCAAGGGAAUCAUUCAGCGGGGCUUCCAGCACAAUGCGACUGUCUACAAGACGCCAUACGCUAAGAAUCCCUUCGACAAUGUGACCGACGAUGAGCUGAAUGAGUACAAGCGGACGGUGGAGCGCAAAAAGAAGAGCAUUCAUGGCGAAUACACCGAUACGGACUUUUAGGAAUCAGAGGCUCUUAACUCGAUGCAGGCAGCGGGAGCUUUGGCUCAUGCUAAACACGCACAGAGCGAACCCG
Messenger RNA from Drosophila miranda, 2256 nucleotides. Its product is annotated as protein hu-li tai shao. The record is from RefSeq and is a predicted model, not a curated record. NCBI's taxonomy places the organism in Eukaryota, Metazoa, Arthropoda, Insecta, Diptera, Drosophilidae. Gene Ontology annotation, molecular function: actin filament binding. Gene Ontology annotation, cellular component: plasma membrane; cytoskeleton; postsynaptic density. The transcript has 10 exons. The coding region runs from base 333 to 2183 and encodes 616 amino acids.